CCCCCUUUCCCUGCUCUUCGCCUCAUCCACGCAAAGCCGAAACCAAGAAAGAAACGCGCCCUGGAGAAUUCCGGCGUCCUUUUCUCACAUGCCCUAGAAUCAAAUGGUCCAUGGAGGCCGCCGGCGACCGCUGCUGAAGUAAGAGGCGCGAGGAGUAGUGGUGUUUAGGGUCGUGAGGCGCAGCAAGAUGUCGGUGCGGAUAAAGGCGGUGGUUGACAGGUUCGUGAAGGAGCUCAAGGAGGCGCUGGACGCGGACAUCCAGGACCGCGUCAUGAAGGAGCGCGAGAUGCAGAGCUACAUCGAGGAGCGCGAGCGCGAGGUCGCCGAACGGGAGGCCGCGUGGAAGGCCGAGCUCUCCCGCCGCGAGGCUGAAAUUGCGCGACAGGAGGCAAGGCUGAAAGUGGAAAGGGAGAACCUGGAGAAAGAAAAGAGCGUCCUGAUGGGAACUGCUUCAAAUCAGGACAACCAAGAUGGUGCACUCGAGAUCACCGUGAGCGGCGAAAAGUAUAGGUGCCUCCGCUUCUCCAAGGCGAAGAAGUGAAGUAUGAGCUAGGGCGCUAACGAGGCAGCUAUUCGUCGGUAGUGCACAAUUAGCAGUUUUAAGCCUUACACCUCUUCCAAACUGGAGCAGCACAAGAAAUCCCCGGUGUCCCUUACCAAGUAGAGGAAUCUCUUUUGAUCUGUUUGUUAGGCACUAGUCAAAGUAGUCACUGCUGCCACUCCCUCCUGUUCCUGAAUAAUAAUUGGGUGAUUGAGCGCCACAUGAGAUGAUGCCGGCCUGCCGAUCGAGUGUCCCAGGCCUGCAGUAACAUGAAUGGCUUCCAAUUAAUCAUCACAAGACAGGAGCCAUGUUAGGAUUGCCAUCGUCGGUUCACUUCGGAAACCAACUUGGGAUGUUCCUCUUAUUUUUGUGAUUCCAUUAAUUGAAUAUGAAACAGAGUACAAACCCCUUUUCUUCUUCAAGAUUCAGUUUGCUCAUACAAUUAUUA
Molecule: messenger RNA, 989 nt
Organism: Lolium perenne
Lineage: Eukaryota; Viridiplantae; Streptophyta; Magnoliopsida; Poales; Poaceae
Source: RefSeq, a predicted model, not a curated record